GUCUUCAAACCAUCUUAUAAAGAAAGAUUUUCCAAUAUUAGUAACUUUGUACUAGUCAAGUUUGAAUAUGACAUGAUGGUGGAACCAAAAGAAACUGAGUGGUUUGGUUUUUACAAAGAGCAUCAGUCAGUAGAAACUUAUUCAAUGUUUGAAAGCAAAAUAUACAGAAGAGAUCUAAUUGGUCUACAGUAUCUCAACAAGACGGAAAGAAUACAUUUCCUUAGUUAUCCAGGGGGUCAUCUUCAGUUUAGUUUUGAGUGGUUCAAAUCAAACAUAUUUCCAUACAUCAACAGA
Molecule: messenger RNA, 294 nt
Organism: Amphimedon queenslandica
Lineage: Eukaryota; Metazoa; Porifera; Demospongiae; Haplosclerida; Niphatidae
Product: palmitoyl-protein thioesterase 1-like
Exons: 3
Cellular component (GO): lysosome
Molecular function (GO): thiolester hydrolase activity; palmitoyl hydrolase activity
Source: RefSeq, a predicted model, not a curated record